Crotalus tigris (Tiger rattlesnake) is the source of this 3415-nucleotide messenger RNA. It is a transcript of the gene ASPHD2, whose product is annotated as aspartate beta-hydroxylase domain containing 2. Lineage: Eukaryota; Metazoa; Chordata; Lepidosauria; Squamata; Viperidae. The record is from RefSeq and is a predicted model, not a curated record. The coding region runs from base 1609 to 2634 and encodes 341 amino acids. The transcript has 4 exons.
CCCUCCUCGGCUGCUGCAGGACGAGAGACGGUUUGGAUGGUGGACUGCAGCUGCUCGCUGGCUGAGAACCACGGGCAAGAGGGCAUGCAUUGCUCUGCAUGCUUCUCCAGCUAAAUGCUGGGAUGUGCCCCCCUCCCCCAAGCUGGAAUACAGAUUUCAGAUUUGCCUCCUUAUUAUUCCUGAGUAACCGCAUCAAGAGGCUGGCCUGCCGCCAGCUAAGAAUUGGCCACCUUGCAGAAUUUAGUGCCAUUUGAGAUGUUGCAACACCAGAGGAACCAGAGACUCAAAGGCCAAGGAAGGGUCGGACCCAGGAAAGAGGAAAGAGUUUGCCGACCCCCGCAGGAGUUCAACAGGUGCCCCACCCACUUCCGGAAAGGGCCGAGAGGGCCUCUUCAUUUCUUCCGUACAGGUCAGCGUGGAAGGCACUCUGUGCGCGCUCCGUGGCAUUCUUGUUUGAACCCUCGCGUGUUCUGGGCACGAACGCUGCCACUCCACUUCCGCGGUCAGGUUCGGCUCAAGGUAGGUAGUCCUGCUAAGGUCGGACUUCAAACCGCGGACCACCAGCCGGUCUGUUCGUUUUAUUCCAGCCAAUAAUGCCGUUAUCUCAGCUGCAGCGCUGGCCUUAACGCGAAGCUCCACCAAGAGGUCCCAACCGCCCCCUCGUUUGGGGCGCUCCCCGGAGACGCUCCGCGCCUUCGGCUUUCCGGGACAACCACACGCUCUCAUAGCAGAUCCGCGCCCGUUUGAAGAGGCGGGCAGGUGGGUAACGUUGCCCGUGGGGACCUCGCCUUACCCGCAGGGCGCCCCGCUCCUUCCUCCCGCACCGACGCGCGUCGCGACCCCCGGCUGCUGCUGGGCUGUCGGGUGUGCUCCAAAGGGGACCCCGGCUCCCUCGGGGGGGCCAAGCCCAGCCGGCUCCGCCGACCCCGCACGAGGCGGCAAGACGUGCGAAGCUCCCGGACGCGGCGGCGUCAGCACCCUCGUCAGCUGGGCAGCGCGCGAGCCCCUCUUGGCUGCUGCCGGCCAGGGCUGCCCACGUGGCGGCGGCGGCGGCGGUUGUUGCGCCACGGAAGCGGGCUCCCUCCCGGCGGAAGAAGCGCGCCGCGCCCGCAGACACCCUCCACACUCCCGGGGCUGGCCAGGACGCGCGGCGGCGGCCCUCCCCGGCGGGGCCGGACGGGCUGCUGGUAGUUGUGGUCGGCGCCGGCGACGGGCGAGCGGAACCGGCUGCAGGCUGUCCAAGAUCAAGGCAGAGGCUGGAUUGCAGCAGCCGCUUCGUUUGGAGACCCAGGAGGAGGGAGGAAGAGGAGGAUGAUCUUUGAGGGGAGGGCUGAGCAGCAGUUCCCCCCCUUGAGAGACAGGAUGCCACCAUGGGAAACCCCUUUGGUGGGUCAGGAGCCCGGGUCCUCAGUGGGACCAGUCUCACGGGCCACCUUGCGCUGGGCGCUUGGCAGCCAGACUCCCAGGAACUCUUUCACCGCAUGAUUGGUCCUUCUUUGAUGGGUGAAGCUGCCCAGGUCCAGCCCAGCUUUUCCUGUUGAACUUCUUCUUGGGCCCCCGUGUGAAGCAGGCGCCUCAGUCGCGAGGCUUUGCACAGCUGCUGCCAAGAUGUCUCUGGAGGGGCUGAUGUGCUGCCGUGGGUCCCUCGACUGGCUGAGGGAGUUCAUCGGCUCCACCAUCCAGUCGGUACGGGACUGUGACCCUCCUGCACUCAGCACCCUAGCCGUCCUGCUGGCCCUCUUUGUCUGGUACUGCUACCACGUUGGACGGGAGCAGCAGCCCCGGCCCUACGCCACGCUCCCGGGGGGCCUGGAGGUGGCUGGCCUGCAGAAUGGCUUCAGCCACUGCCGCUCCCCUGAGUGCGUGCGCUGCACCCACAGUGACGGGUUGAACCAGAAGCUCUACCACAACCUCCAGGAGUAUGCCAAGCGGUACUCGUGGGCGGGCAUGGGCCGGAUCCACAAGGGCAUCCGCGAGCAGGGCCGCUACCUGGCCAGCCGCCCGUCCAUCCAACGGCCAGAGGUCUUCUUCCUGCCUGACUUGCCCACCGCCCCGUACUUCUCCCGGGAGGCGCAAAAACACGACGUGGAGCUGUUGGAGCGCAACUUCCAGACCAUCCUGUGCGAGUUCGAAUCCCUCUACAAGGCCUUCUCCAACUGCAGCCUGCCAGAUGGAUGGAAAGUCAACAGCACGCCCAGCGGCGAGUGGCUGACCUUCUACCUGGUCAACCAGGGUGCCUGCGUGCCCCGGAACUGUCGGAGGUGUCCUCGGACAUACCGCUUGCUGGGAAGCCUCCGCACCUGCGUGGGCAGCAACGUGUUUGGCAACGCCUGCAUCUCUGUGCUGAGCCCUGGCACCGUCAUCACUGAGCACUACGGGCCGACCAACAUCCGUGUGCGCUGCCAUCUGGGUUUGAAGACACCCAGCAGCUGUGAGCUAGUGGUGGGAGGCGAGCCCCAGUGCUGGGCUGAGGGACGCUGCCUGAUUUUUGACGAUUCCUUCCUGCACACAGCCUACCAUGGAGGAUCCCCGGAAGAAGGACCACGGGCGGUGUUCAUGGUAGACCUCUGGCACCCCAACGUUGCUGCGGCUGAGCGCCAGGCCCUCGAUUUUAUUUUCGCUCCUGGGCGGUGAGGUGGUGCUCCUUUCCGGAGCAGGUUCCGUGUCUGCAGAGGGGGGGCUGCCCUCCCGCCUGACCCACGGCUAAUGUGGCACCAGACUUGGCACCCAGGCCUUUUCGCCUUGCAACCUCCUCCCAAGGGCCAUUUUGCUUGGGGCUGGGCUGCCCCUUUUUCCUGUGAUGAGGCCAAAUGCUGCUGUAGUGUCCGUCCACCUUGCUACUUAUGUGUCGCUGUGGCCAGAACUUUGCAUCCGCCAAUCCUUGGAGGCGUUGAUGAACCUAGUUGUGCCAAUCUCUCUUGUGUUCAUCCUCAGAAGGCAAACCGCCCGUCACCCAUCCUCACUGAAGCUUCAGAAACCACAGUGGGCCUCCCCAGACCGGAUCCUUAUUUGCUCCCCUGGAACAAGAACAACCCCCGCCUCGCCUCCCUUGACAGGAGUGAAGGCAAAGCAGGGCAACCAAAGGCUGGGGGGGGGGGGAUGGCCAAGCCCCCCCCCCCUUUUCUCAAGCUCUGCUACUUUGUGCCUUGUUUGGGGUGCUCCUGCAUCCUUUGCACACCAGUGGGGGGAGGGGCUGCCGUGGGCUCUUCCCACAGAGUGGCAAGCAGGCAACAGGAGGAGGGGGCUUUCUGGCCUUCUUGGGGGCGGAAGCUGAAAACAAGCCAGCCCCAACUGGGUGCAUCGAGAGGCAAAGUCAUUCUGGUGAGAUUCUGCCCCUCACCCGCAAUGGGGGGGGGCACAGCAGCCCUGUGGCUUGGCCAAGGCCAGGACUUUUCAAUAAAACACUCGUGCUCAA